Symsagittifera roscoffensis is the source of this 2785-nucleotide messenger RNA. RefSeq lists its product as uncharacterized. Lineage: Eukaryota; Metazoa; Xenacoelomorpha; Acoela; Convolutidae. The record is from RefSeq and is a predicted model, not a curated record. The transcript has 2 exons. Gene Ontology annotation, molecular function: protein binding. The coding region runs from base 161 to 2479 and encodes 772 amino acids.
UGUCAUACCAGACAUUAAAUUACAGCAUAAUGAUUCUUUGCAGUGAAAACUGAGCUCAGUACUACUUCAUACUGAACAUAAUUUUCUUCUACUUUAUUUUUCUGUUCAAUUUUUUGUUUAAUCUUACGCACGUUUGUUUUUUCAGUUUUUAGACAGAACAAUGGACGUGGUUUACCAAUUUGAUGUUGUGAUGAGGCAAUUGACUUAUGGUGGUGACGCUGCUGUCAAUGGAAAAAUCAGAAACGAGACUUUCAACAGAAUCCUAUACAAGAAUCCGCCGAAAGAAAGUUUGCCGGUUAAGCCCGGAACAGCAGCAGAUUCCAUUCCCUAUCCUGGACUCGGAAACCUAAUGAGGCUUUUGAGGAAGAUAUACUCGGUUAAUUUGAAAUUGAGUGCAUUUUUGUACUACGAAGACCAAGAAGGCGACCUUGUGCGUCUGUCGAGUGAAAGGGAAUGGAGAGAAGUUAUCAAAAAUUCUCUGAGGAUUGUUUUCGUGGAAAAGGAGCAAAACGCGCAGGUGAAUUUGCUCUUCUCGCCGAAGCACCACUACAAACCCAAUCUACAUGGCAAGGUUGACUUCUCUCUACUCGAUUUCGCUGCUGCCAUUUACAAGGUUGACGAGAAACAAAUGCUAGAGCCCUCUUCUCAGAAGGCAAAAGCGGAUUCGACCCAAGAUGAAAAUAAGGAACCAGAGUCUACGUCAGAGCAGGAGCAGAAAGAGCAAGAAAAGCCGUUGUCUGAGGAUAGCAAAAAGGAAGAAAAUGAAGUUUGCUUGAAAGUUACUGAACAAUUGGCUGCUUUUACAACCGAUUCCUCUUCAACUGGUACCGGUGAAAGUGAGUCACGAUGUCACAAAAGUUCUCAGAGUUCAGUCACGGAAGCGACUGUUACCUCCUCUCAAACUGACUCUGUUGAAAUGAAAGAUACAUUCGCACAGGCUAAAAAGGAGACCGCCGAUAAACCGACAGUUUGCCAGUUGAUAACUGAAGCUACUAUUCCUGUGCAAAACGGGAUUUUGAAUCGCGAGGAACUGAUUGAGUUUGUGAGAGAGCAACUGCCCGGAUUGGUUGACCAAUAUCUUGAACAAUGCAAAAGGAUCUCCAUGGGUGUUGUUGGUACUUCCGCACAGACAGAUUCUGCAACUACUGCGAGCGAGGAAAUUCAGACCGAAAAAGAAUCUUCGGAAUCGAUUGAAGAAGACGUAAACGCAGAUCAAACACAAGAAACAGUAUCGGAAGAAAGCAUCAACGAGGAAACGCGACCAGCUGUCUGCUCUGAAAUUGACGCAGAACCUCGUCAAAAUAAUGAGCUGGCUCAAUAUUUUUACACUGUAUUGUUUCACGAAAAUAAGUCAGCUGAGGUCCGUGUAAUUCCAGGAGUUGAGGUCCAGAAAAGAUGGUUUGUUUAUAACUCUGGAAACUCCAAGUGGCCCAUGAAAGUCCAAGUUCACCUCGAGAAUUUCACUGAGUUGUUCCAGGUCGUAAGAAGUAAAGUUCCGAGUCUGAAUGUUCGACAAGUUGAAAGUAUUGGCGUGGAGUUUGUCGCACCGAGCACCUGUGGAGUCUACGAGUUGAGAUUCGUCUUGAAAUCGCCUGAAGAAAAUGAGGAUUUCACUGAUAACCAUCCCUUGGUUUGUACUGUAAAUGUUAUUGACGACCCUUUCAAGUUUGCCGAGGAGAGUAAUAACGUGGCUGAAAAUGAAAAUAAUUACACUGAAAAGGCUCCAGAAGUUCCUCAAGAUGAGCAAGAGGGCGAAUUCGACCAGGAUUACGAUGACGACGUGACUUCAACAUGCGACGAUGAAACCAUUUACGAUUCCUCGGACGACUGUGAACAAGUUGAGGACUUCACUUUCAUUCCGCUUCCAGACUGCUUCGAUCUAAACCGAGUGCCGGCAUUGCAAAGCAGCUUUCUGCAUCAAAAGGCCGAAUCGGAAACCUCGACCGCAAAACAAGAGUAUGUUAACGCUCUGGGAGAUUUGUGUAAGGAUAACGAAGAGUACUCGAAUGUUGGCUCCGAAACUGGAUCAAUCGGAGAUGCCGAAAAUUCCGAAGAUGAUUAUGUAGUUCACGAUGACGAGAAUGCAAAUGAUACGUCGCUCGAGCUGACAAGUAUUAACACUGUGGUUUUGAAUGAAAUUCACGAAGACACGGAGCGAGCUGUAAGACCAAGGUCAGAGGAGUUCCGUGAAGAUGAUCAUGAUGGAUCGGAUCAAGAAGAUACGGAACACCCGGAAAAUGCAACCGAAGCCAACGGAAGUUCCGACGAGAAUGACGACUUGGAGUCGUCGGGUGAUAUUCCCGAGUCGCCAAAAGGAACCAUUCGAGUUUCAGCGAGCGAGGAACGAUCAUUGUUGGACCGACUGACGAAACUCGGCUUCGGUGAUCGUGAAAUGAACCGACAGUUGUUGAUCAAACACGAGUAUAAUCUUCAGUCCGUCGUGAAAGAUUUGAUCAACUCUUUCGAACCACUGCGAUAAACUUGAAUUGGAUUUCGGAGCGGGAUGAUCUAUUGGACUAAUUUUAAAAUACCGAAUCUUAGUUAUAUUUUAAUGUUAACCAAAUUUGAACCACUUAACCCGUAGUUGAUACAUUGGAAGUUAGUUUCAUGCGUCAUAACUAUAGAAGAAAUGCGUACUUGAAUUAAUAAAGUCUACUGCUCUGUUGUUAGGUUCCUAUGCAAGUAGAUGUUAUGAAAUCGAGGAAAUUGUAGGAACCUAACCGCUAAAUUAGAUUGUAAUUAUUGAGAAAUGGACGCAAUUUUAAUUGAAAUUUUUAUUUCUUAA